Hemiscyllium ocellatum (epaulette shark) is the source of this 2037-nucleotide messenger RNA. Its product is annotated as caspase-6-like. Gene Ontology annotation, biological process: proteolysis; apoptotic process. The transcript is spliced from 8 exons. Lineage: Eukaryota; Metazoa; Chordata; Chondrichthyes; Orectolobiformes; Hemiscylliidae. The record is from RefSeq and is a predicted model, not a curated record. Gene Ontology annotation, cellular component: cytoplasm. The coding region runs from base 178 to 1074 and encodes 298 amino acids.
GCGCAUGCUCAUGGAGAGAAAAAAAGACCCGGAUUGAGGGAUAGAAAGAGAAAGAGAUAGACAAAGAAGCUAACACAGAGACAGAAAAAGAAAACGAGAAGGAGAAAAAUAGAAGGGGAAAGAGAGAAAAAAGGAAGGAGAUAGAGAGAAGAAGCCCCACGGAGCGGAAUCGAGACCAUGGCAGCGAACCAGGAGCCAGUUGUCAUUCAAGAUGGUAAAUCUGUUGAACAAAAUGCAAAUGUUGUCUGUGAAGUCGAUUUUCCAACAAUUCUGCGAAGCAAUGAUGUCAUGGAUCCAUCUAUUGAAUACAACAUGAAUCACCGCAGGCGAGGGAUUGCUUUAAUCUUCAACAAUGAGCGCUUUUACUGGUAUCUGGGUUUACCUGAAAGAGGAGGAACAAAUGCUGAUAGAUUCAGUCUGGAUAAAAGAUUAAGAGAGCUGGGGUUUGAUGUACAUGUUUAUGAUAACUACAAAGCAUCGGAAGUGUUGCAGAUAAUUCAUGAAGUGGCUACUUCAGAUCAUUCUGAUGCAGACUGCUUUUUGUGUGUCUUUCUUAGUCAUGGGGAGAACAAUCAUGUAUUUGCAUAUGAUGCAAAAAUAAGUUUACAAGAAAUAACUGAGCGUUUCAGAGGUGACAAAUGCCCUUCUCUGGUUGGAAAGCCUAAAAUAUUUAUUAUUCAGGCCUGCAGAGGAGAUAAGCAUGAUGAGCCAGUGAUGCCCAAGGAUGAAGUAGAUGCAAAUCAGCUUGUGGUGAAUGAAGUGGUUGUUGAUGCAGGAACCAUGCGUACAUUACCUGCUGGUGCAGAUUUCAUUAUGUGCUAUUCAGUAGCUGAAGGUUUUUAUUCUCAUCGAGAAACUGUAAACGGCUCCUGGUACAUCCAGGACUUUUGCACGUUGCUUGAGAAUCAGGGCUCACAGCUCGAGUUCACAGAGUUUCUGACAUUGGUGAACAGGAAGGUAUCGGAACGAAGUGUGGAAAGAUGUGCUGAUCGUAAUGCAUUAGGAAAGAAACAAGUCCCUUGCUUUGCCUCGAUGCUUACAAAGAAAUUGUAUUUUAAACCCAAAACUUCGUAAGUUUGGUUUACCUUGGUGAUGAAGGGCUCUGGCCCGAGACAUCGAAUUUCCUGUUCCUUGGAUGCUGCCUAACCUGCUGUGCUUUAACCAGCAACACAUUUUCAGCUCUGAUCUCCAGCAUCUGCAGACCUCACUUUUUACCUUGGUGUAGUCUUUUCCCCCAUCUCCCCUUUUUAAAGAAAGUAAAUUCCUAAUUUUAGAACUACCACUAGCAAAAUGAUUCUGUACACAAAUAGGAGUAUUAGGUGUGCACCUCCAAACAAAGUAAUGAACAGUAAAUCUUUCUUAAGUUCAACACAUUUUGACCACAAAUACUAUUCUAUUGUGCAAUCCAAAAAACCUAAAUUAAUUAUAGAAAAAAAGGCUAACCAAAGAUUUCCUUUGUCCAAUCAUGUUUGUGAAAAUGUCCAAUUUUAUUCUAAAUAACUAAAUCAAAGGUGAAAUUGGUUUUGUCAGGUUAUAGAAUUUUGUAAAUUACUUCUGUGGUUACUUGAGUGAUGAAAAACUGUCUCCUAUACUUCUGAAUUAUUGGGGUGAAGGGUAACGUUUAAAAAGUUACCAUUGUGCUUAUUGAGCUUUGUACGUACAUUUUAGAAUGCAAAUAAUGACUUAAGAUUUUGUUUACAUCUGUUUUACUCCAUUAAUUCCUUCCAGCAUACACCAGCUAUUGAUCAUGUGAACCUUCCAGUAACAGGUUCUCCAGAAAAUCAUUGUACAGUGACUUGGUGCUGGACCUCAGGUUAACUUCCUUCUCUGUCUAUUGAGGCUUAUUUAAAACAUUUGUAGAAAAUACUAGUGCCUUGUGGCAACUUUAAACUGGAAGGUUUUCAGGGAGUUUUUUUUUGUUCAAUCAUGUUGUAUGAACUAAGAAAAUGAUCAACAAUUUUUGAGUAUAGCUGUGAAUUUUGUAUGUAUUUUCACUCUUAUGUAAUCUUAAAAGUAAAAGUAUUCCAAUUUUAAAUU